Myotis brandtii (Brandt's bat) is the source of this 2684-nucleotide messenger RNA. It is a transcript of the gene ZNF383, whose product is annotated as zinc finger protein 383. Gene Ontology annotation, molecular function: RNA polymerase II cis-regulatory region sequence-specific DNA binding; DNA-binding transcription repressor activity, RNA polymerase II-specific. Lineage: Eukaryota; Metazoa; Chordata; Mammalia; Chiroptera; Vespertilionidae. Bases 402 to 1847 code for a protein of 481 amino acids. The transcript has 5 exons. The record is from RefSeq and is a predicted model, not a curated record. Gene Ontology annotation, biological process: negative regulation of transcription by RNA polymerase II.
AAGGAACAUAUGACUCCCUGCGAUUGGCCGGGUGUAUGGAAGAAACUGGUCUCCAGGGUAUGAGAUCUACCUGAUGUGGGAGCGCAUUCUGAGCCUGCGUCUAGAUCUCAAAGACUCAUGGCAGAGCUGUCGGCGUAGCCUAGAGUAUGCGAUAGCGGGGAAACCCGAGAGACGGGCGCCAUCUUGACCAAACGGAUCCGGGUCGGUACUACGUUUCCCAGAGGCCCCCGCGGGAACAGGUCCACCUCUACACUAGCCUGUGGAACCCUGGGCCUCCCAGGAAGGUGGAGUGCCAGGUGAACGGCCUUGGUCUUGCGAGCUUGACCAGGUUUCUCAGGUGCGUCCCUGAUGGAGUCUCGGGCCUGUCUCUUCUUCUCAAGAGGUCCUCAGAAGAAGGAGGAAUGGCUGUGGACCAAGCCAAAUGCAAGGAAUCAAUGAUAUUCAGGGAUGUGGCCAUAGAUUUCUCUCAGGAGGAGUGGGAAUGCCUGGACCCAGCUCAGAGGGACUUGUACAGAGAUGUAAUGCUGGAGAACUACAGCAAUCUGCUGUCAGUGGGACUUUACAUACCUAAGCCUCAUGUUAUCUCCUUAUUGGAACAAGGGAAAGAGCCCUGGAUGGUUGGCAGAGAACUGACAAGAGGCCUGUGUUCAGAUCUGGAGUCAAUGUGUGAAACCAAGUUAUUAUCUCUAAAGAAGGAAGUUUAUGAAAUAGAAUCAUGCCAGAGGGAGAUAAUGGGACUUACAAAGUAUGGCCUCGAGUAUUCUCAUUAUAGAGAUGUUUUGGAAUAUGGCAGCCACCUUGAAAGACAACUGGGAUAUCAGAAUGAUCAUUUCAGCCAAGAAAUACUUACUCAUGGAUAUAUGCCCACAUAUAUUCAACAGACAUUCUUUACUCUGCAUCAAAUAAUUAAUAAUGAAGAGAAACCUUACGAAUGCAAGAAAUGUGGGAAAGUCUUUAAUCAGAAUUCACAAUUUAUUCAACAUCAAAGAAUUCAUAAUGGUGAAAAAUCUUAUGAAUGUAAGGAGUGUGGGAAAUUCUUUAGCUGUGGCUCACAUGUUACUCGACAUCUGAAAAUUCAUACUGGUGAAAAACCCUUUGAAUGUAAUGAAUGUGGAAAGGCCUUCAGUUGUAGCUCAUACCUUUCUCAACAUCAGAGAAUUCAUACUGGUAAGAAACCCUAUGAAUGUAAGGAAUGUGGGAAAGCCUUUAGUUAUUGCUCAAAUCUUAUUGACCAUCAGAGAAUUCACACUGGUGAAAAACCCUAUGAAUGUAAAGUAUGUAGGAAAGCUUUUACUAAGAGCUCACAACUUUUUCAACAUGCAAGAAUUCAUACAGGUGAGAAACCCUAUGAAUGUAAGGAAUGUGGCAAAGCUUUUACUCAGAGCUCAAAGCUUGUUCAGCAUCAGAGAAUUCAUACUGGUGAAAAACCCUAUGAGUGUAAGGAAUGUGGCAAAGCCUUCAGUAGUGGCUCAGCACUUACUAAUCAUCAGAGAAUCCACACUGGGGAAAAACCCUAUAAUUGUAAGGAAUGUGGCAAGGCUUUUACUCAGAGCUCACAACUUAGACAACAUCAGAGAAUUCAUGCUGGUGAGAAACCUUUUGAAUGUCUUGAAUGUGGGAAAGCCUUUACUCAGAACUCACAACUUUUUCAACAUCAGAGAAUUCAUACAGAUGAAAAACCUUAUGAAUGUAAUGAAUGUGGAAAGGCUUUUAAUAAAUGCUCAAACCUUACUCGACAUUUGAGAAUUCAUACUGGUGAAAAGCCCUAUAACUGUAGGGAAUGUGGGAAGGCAUUUAGUAGUGGGUCAGAUCUCAUUCGUCAUCAGGGAAUUCAUACUGAUGAAUAAUAAAAGUUAAAGCUCUUCCUAAUAUUUUAAACAACAAAUAAUGUUAGAAAGUUACCAUCUUUCACUAUUUGUUUUCAUUCAUAUAAAUGCCAAUUUUCAUAAUUACCAUAUAUAUAUAUAUAUAUAUAGAGAGAGAGAGAGAGAGAGAGAGCCUAUAUUGACAUUUAUCCAUGCUUCCCCAAUAUUGUACUAAUGGCAGAUGUUCAGUAAUUCUUUUCUUUCCCAUUAUUUUGUCCUACCUUCUUGGUGUUAAUGUUAUAUUAUUCUUUAUAUUUGCUUGUGUUUCAGAGCUAUUUUUUUCUGUUCUGAUUUAUAUAUUUGUGCUUAAAUUAUGUGAUCUUGUAUUUUUAAUUCCUGUAGAAAUUUAACUUGCUUUUGAAAUCAGUGUUAAUAUUUUUGUCUCAGAAAUUUAUAUUUUCUUAAAAAAACCAGAAACCAAAAAGCAAAUAUUAAUUGUAAUCAGAGUAACUAUAGAUGACUACUCUCAAGUUGGUAGAGUACAUCCCACCAUACUUUGUCUUUAAAGAAAGUGUAGUCAUGGUAUGCAUAUUGUAUCUUCACCUGCUCUUAACAUGCCAAAAAAUAUGAUUGCCAUUUCAGCAAAUGUAGAUUUUUUAUUUUUACUGACUUAUACUCAAUGACUUUUUUAAAUGGCUUUAUUAUUCAUGUUAUGGUUGCAUCUAAAUGUUCACAUGCCCUGAGUAGUAUGACCCAAAAUUUAUCUUUGGAUUUGUGUUUUUCUUUUAAAAAAAUGUAUUUUAAUUGCUGAAAUUAUCCACAUCUUUUCCUUAUAAACUUUUAUGUUCCUUUUCAUUAGCCCUAAUCCCAAUCUCAUAC